CCGCCAAGCUUAAAAGCGCUGAGCCGCUCCCCAAUGUCGGAUGCCUGGGAGUGCAAGGCGCAGGACCCCUUUGCCAGCAGCGAGGAGCAGGACGAGGUGCCCUACCAGGUGACAGUGACGGACACGGACACAGGUGGCCAGUGCCAGUGCCCAGAAGAGGAGCCCAAUGGGGUUCCCCAGAAGCGGACGAGCACCCAAAACGGGAUGCAGGACAGUGGGGGUGGGGGCACGGGAGUGAAGAAGAAACGGAAGAAAAAGGAUCUGGGAGAGCAGGAAGGUGGAGAAAAAGCAGCUGUGGAGGUGAAACCAAAGAGGCGGAGAGAGCCUAAAGAACCAAAAGAGCCUAAAAAGGCUAAGGAGCCCAAGAAGCCGAAGGAGCCCAAGCAGAGAGAGGUGGCCAAGAAGCCCCGGAAACCUCGGGAACCCAAAGCUCCCAAGGAGCCUAAAGACAAGAAGAGCAACUCUGAGCCUGCCCCCAGAACAAGACCCAAGAAGAGCAGCAAGGACACCCCGGUGGAGAAGAAGAAGAAAGGGAAGAGGAAAAAUGAGAUACCAGUGGACAGUUUGGAUUUGGAUCAGGAUCUCCUGAGCCCAUCCGUGCAGAGCCCAGAGGAGUCUGCAGAGUCAGCCGACAGCCAGAAACGCCGCUCAGGACGGCAAGUGAAGAGGAGGAAGUACAACGAGGACCUAGAUUUCAAGGUGGUGGAUGAUGAUGGCGAGACAAUAGCCGUGCUGGGAGCUGGGCGAACCUCCGCGCUCUCUGCCUCUACUCUGGCAUGGCAGGCAGAGGAGCCUCCUGAGGAUGAUGCCAAUAUCAUUGAGAAGAUCCUUGCCUCCAGGAUGGUGCAGAAGGAGACUCAUCCCGGAGGCCUGGCGUUUGAGAUGGAGGAGUUCUACGUCAAGUACAGGAACUUCUCCUACCUCCACUGUAAGUGGGCAACUCUGGAGGAGCUGGAGAAGGACCCCAGGAUCUCCCAGAAGAUAAAGCGCUUCCGGAACAAGCAGGCUCAGAUGAAGCAUAUUUUUACAGAGCCUGAUGAGGAUUUGUUCAACCCAGACUAUGUGGAGGUAGAUCGAAUUCUGGAGGUAGCUCACACGAAGGACCCUGACACCGGAGAGGAGGUGACUCACUACCUGGUGAAGUGGUGCUCGCUGCCCUACGAGGAGAGCACCUGGGAGCUGGAGGAGGAUGUUGACCCAGGGAAAAUUAAAGAAUUUGAAGCCCUCCAAAUCCCUCCAGAAAUCAAGCAUAUGGAGCGCCCAGCAUCUGAGUCCUGGCAGAAACUGCAGAAGUCCCGGGAAUAUAAGAACAGCAACCAGCUGCGGGAGUAUCAGCUGGAGGGCAUGAACUGGCUGCUCUUUAACUGGUAUAACAGGAAGAACUGCAUCCUGGCUGACGAGAUGGGGCUGGGGAAGACAAUCCAGUCAAUCACCUUCCUCUCAGAAAUAUUCCUGAUGGGCAUCCAUGGCCCCUUCCUCAUCAUCGCACCUCUCUCCACCAUCACCAACUGGGAGAGGGAAUUCCGCACCUGGACGGAGAUGAAUGCUAUCGUGUACCAUGGCAGCCAGAUUAGCCGGCAGAUGAUCCAGCAGUAUGAGAUGGUGUACAGGGAUGCACAGGGUAACCCUCUCCCUGGGAUCUUCAAGUUCCAGGUGGUUAUCACCACCUUUGAGAUGAUCCUUGCCGACUGCCCGGAGCUGAAAAAGAUCCAGUGGCGCUGCGUGGUCAUUGACGAGGCACAUCGCCUGAAGAACAGGAACUGCAAACUCCUGGAGGGGCUGAAGCUCAUGGCUCUGGAGCACAAGGUGCUGCUGACAGGGACACCACUACAGAACUCGGUGGAGGAGCUCUUCAGCCUCCUGAAUUUCCUGGAGCCACAGCAGUUCCCCUCAGAGACAGCCUUCCUGGACGAGUUUGGAGACCUGAAGACAGAGGAGCAGGUGAAGAAGCUGCAGUCCAUCCUGAAGCCCAUGAUGCUGCGACGUCUGAAGGAUGAUGUGGAGAAGAAUCUGGCACCCAAGCAGGAGACCAUCAUUGAGGUGGAACUGACCAAUAUCCAGAAGAAAUACUACCGGGCCAUCCUGGAGAAGAACUUCUCCUUCCUCUCCAAGGGUGCCAACCAGCACAAUAUGCCCAACCUCAUCAACACCAUGAUGGAGCUACGGAAGUGCUGCAAUCACCCGUAUCUCAUCAAUGGGGCGGAGGAGAAGAUCCUGGAAGACUUCCGUAAAACACACAGCCCAGAUGCGCCAGACUUCCAGCUGCAGGCGAUGAUUCAGGCAGCUGGGAAGCUGGUGCUCAUUGAUAAGCUGCUUCCGAAGCUGAUCGCCGGUGGGCACAAGGUGCUCAUCUUCUCCCAGAUGGUGCGCUGCCUUGACAUCCUGGAAGACUAUCUCAUUCAGAGGCGGUACACCUACGAGCGCAUUGAUGGGCGGGUGCGCGGGAACCUGCGCCAAGCUGCCAUCGACCGCUUUUGCAAGCCUGAUUCGGAUCGCUUCGUCUUUCUCCUGUGCACACGGGCGGGCGGGCUGGGCAUCAACCUGACCGCUGCUGACACCUGCAUCAUCUUUGAUUCGGACUGGAACCCACAGAACGACCUACAGGCUCAAGCUCGCUGCCACCGGAUCGGACAGAGCAAGGCGGUGAAAGUCUAUCGCCUCAUCACCAGGAACUCCUACGAGCGGGAGAUGUUCGACAAGGCCAGCCUGAAGCUGGGCCUGGAUAAGGCUGUGCUGCAGGACAUCAACCGCAAGGGCAGCACCAAUGGGGUAGGUAGGCUGUCAAUGGAGGUGGAGGACCUGCUGCGAAAGGGUGCCUAUGGCGCUCUCAUGGAUGAGGAGGACGAAGGAUCAAAGUUCUGCGAGGAAGACAUUGAUCAGAUCCUCCAGCGCAGGACACAGACCAUCACGAUCCAGUCUGAGGGGAAGGGCUCCACCUUUGCCAAGGCCAGCUUCGUAGCAUCAGGAAACAGAACUGACAUUUCCUUAGAUGACCCGAACUUCUGGCAAAAGUGGGCGAAAAUAGCAGAGCUCGAUACAGACGCCAAGAAUGAAAAGGAGAGCCUGGUCAUCGACAGGCCCCGGGUGCGGAAGCAAACCAAACACUACAACUCCUUUGAAGAGGACGAGCUGAUGGAGUUCUCCGAGCUGGACAGUGACUCAGACGAGCGACCCACGCGCUCCCGGCGCUUCAAUGAGAAGACACGGCGGUACCUGCGGGCUGAGUGCUUCCGCGUGGAGAAGAACUUGCUCAUAUUCGGGUGGGGACGCUGGAAAGAUAUCCUGACCCAUGGGCGGUUCAAGUGGCACCUGAAUGAGAAGGACAUGGAGAUGAUUUGUCGGGCCUUGCUGGUCUAUUGUGUCAAACACUACAAGGGGGAUGAGAAGAUUAAGAGUUUUAUCUGGGAUCUCAUCACACCGACGAAGGACGGCCAGAACCAGGCUCUGCAGAAUCACUCAGAUGAGGGGAGAGCGGUGGAUGUUGUCUGCUUUGACUUCAGCACAGCUUUUGACACUGUCUCCAAUAACAUCCUCAUAG
Molecule: messenger RNA, 3538 nt
Organism: Cariama cristata (Red-legged seriema)
Lineage: Eukaryota; Metazoa; Chordata; Aves; Cariamiformes; Cariamidae
Product: chromodomain-helicase-DNA-binding protein 6-like
Exons: 21
Molecular function (GO): ATP-dependent chromatin remodeler activity; ATP binding
Source: RefSeq, a predicted model, not a curated record